GUCUGCACUGUUCCAUUGGUCAUCAGCUUCAACACCAUAGGUACCGCCCUCCUCUUGUUUGGAGUUGGACUGCACAAUGACGAGACGGUCUGGGCGCAUUGCCGCGGGUGGCAAACAGCACAAGCGAGCACUGUCGUCGGCCAGCACGACGAAGGCGAUUGUCAAGCGACCUAGGAAAGCAAAGUCUACACCUACGAAGAGUGACCAUUUUCCCGUAGACGAUCGGGAUCACGGAGCAGAAUCAGAUGGGGCACAGGACGAAGAAGCAGACAGCGGAGACGACUCAGUCUCGGAUUUCGAAAAGGCUGCCGAAUCCGAUGUCUCGUCCCUAUCAUCAGAGGCUGAUACAGAUGCGGAUGACGGUGCUGUAGAAAAACGUACGAAGGCAGAUCCCUCUCGCCGCAUACGCGCCGUGGAAGGUGUCGAAUGGAAGCCAGGCGUCAAGACCGGGUUAGGUCCUGGCACUCAGGUUGUGAUCAAAAAACCGAAAGCCAGACCGGCGGGCAAGACACCAUAUGCUAGCGACACGAUCCAUCCCAAUACGUUCUUGUUCCUGCACGAGCUCAAGGACAACAACAACCGCGAAUGGCUCAAAAUGCACGACCCAGACUUCAGACAAGCCGAAAAAGACUGGCAUAGUUUUGUGGAGAACAUGACCGAGACUUUGAUCACGAUAGAUGACACGAUCCCAGAGCUGCCCAUCAAGGAUGUAGUCUUUCGCAUAUAUCGAGACAUUCGGUUCUCUAAAGACCCAACCCCAUGUAAGGCGUAUUUCAGCGUUGCUUGGUCCCGAGCAGGACGAAAGGGCCCAUUUGCGCAUUACUACGUCCAAAUCGCUCCUAACAACUCGUUCGUCGGCGGUGGUCUGUGGCAUCCCGAGGCAGCUCCCCUUUCAUCUCUGCGUGAGGCCAUUGAUCAGCAUCCCGAUCGACUGAAGGCUGCUUUACGAGACUCGCGCAUCAGGAAAGAGUUUUUGAAGGGCGCUGCUGCGAGCGACCAGGCCGUGGUGAAAGCUUUCGUCGAGAGCAACGCCGAGAGCAUGCUGAAGACGAAGCCGAAGGGUUAUGAGGGCGAUCAUCCCGACAUAGAUUUGCUCCGACUCCGCAACUACACCAUGAGUCGAAGCCUGUUAGAUGCAGAAGUGAUGGGAGAAGCUGGACAGCAACGUAUCUCACACCUUUUGGCAGUGUUGAAACCUUUCAUCACGUGGCUCAACUCUGUCGUUAUGCCUGACGAAGACGACUGAUGGAGGAGGAGGAGGAGGAGGAGGAGGAGGAGUAGUAGACUGGUACCUGAGCUUGUCUUAGGCUAUUGGAACCAGCAGAGAGAGAUGGAGAGAGAAAGACAGCGGCUUCCGAGCUCGCACAAUGGGAGCCACGUUGAGCUGCACGCCACUACCGCCGUAGUCGAACACGGCGCUUGUCGCUGGCCAAUCACGGACAUGCAAACAGCUCGUUCUUCGGCAGACUCGGGCGCUCGGCGUGAUGUUGGGCACACUGUUGGGCACACACUGCCAACUGCGGCACUGCCAAUACAGCGUCCACUUGGACCUCCUCCUGGUUUGUGACCUGAACCCUGCCCACUGCGGAACGCUGCAUACGGAUUCAGUAACGUGACUGCGCGCAUGAAAACGAUCGGCGAUUUAGCGCAGCUCAUAAGCGGCGCAGCCAAUCAGCGCUCUACAGGCUGGCUCAUGGUUUUCGUGCCGCACCAGGCUGGGGUUGCUACAAGCGCGAGCCCGCUAGACAUGGGCCAUCCCCGUUCACCAGCCUGGCAGCCCGGCCAGGCAAUACUCAUAGAAGGAAGGAUACAUCGUGCCUGGGGAGCGCGAUCGUCUUUGGUGGUGACAACACGCUGAGUUGCCAUGCCGGUGCCAUCGAAAGCCCCGCGUCAAGCGCCGAACUGCCUUCUGAGACUGACAAGUGACAAUGCAGAAGAGAUGCUACCUUACCUUGGACAUCAACCACGCAAUGUCCGGAAUGUGACAGGCUGCACGGACGCCCAGCUGACUACAGGUACAGGUACAUACACCUAAGAGAAACAAAAGAACUCCCGAUGGAUCUGGUCCGACCUGUCGUCCUGCCAGUUGGUGCCGUACUGCACACCUCUGACACUUUCUGCCAGAUUGGCAAAGAAAUCGCCGUCUUCUGUUGCUCACAUCAUACCGGGAGGUGCAGUCGAUAUAUAUAAAGAGGCAUGUGGUGAUCCAGUAAGGAAGUGUGGUACGAGGUAUUAUUGAAUCCUGACAGGAAGGCCCGUCUAGCCUCGGCUCGCGAUAGCAUACUGGUCAGCAGAGGCAGAUACACCAGGGUGCAUAUUCC
Messenger RNA from Sphaerulina musiva SO2202, 2321 nucleotides. RefSeq lists its product as uncharacterized. Lineage: Eukaryota; Fungi; Ascomycota; Dothideomycetes; Mycosphaerellales; Mycosphaerellaceae. Bases 77 to 1246 code for a protein of 389 amino acids. The record is from RefSeq and is a predicted model, not a curated record. The transcript is spliced from 10 exons.